Cordyceps militaris CM01 is the source of this 867-nucleotide messenger RNA. RefSeq names its product RTA1 like protein. Lineage: Eukaryota; Fungi; Ascomycota; Sordariomycetes; Hypocreales; Cordycipitaceae. Bases 1 to 867 code for a protein of 288 amino acids. Gene Ontology annotation, cellular component: membrane. The transcript has 2 exons. The record is from RefSeq and is a predicted model, not a curated record.
AUGCCUACUCUCGAGCUUCACAACGGCUAUCCGCUCUGGAAAUACAUUCCGAAUCGCCCUGCCGCUGUCGCCUUUAUCGUUCUUUUCGCAUUCGCGACCGCCUAUCACAGCUUCCUCCUGUUCAGGCACCGGCACUGGUUCUGUCUGCCUUUUGCCAUUGGCUGUCUCUUCGAAACAAUUGGCUAUGUCGGACGGUGUAUCGCAUACGACCAGACGGGCGAGAUGAUUCCCUACAUGAUCCAGUCCAUCCUCCUGCUGCUGGCCCCCAUUCUCUUCGCAGCAUCGCUGUACAUGACACUGAGUCGCGUUGUCAGCGCGGUAGACGGUGAGAAAUACACCCUUAUUCGCGCGAAAUGGAUCACCGCCAUCUUCGUCACGGGCGACGUUGUCAGCUUCGCGAUCCAAGGCGGCGGGGCGGGAAUUCUCGUCAUGGCCGACACGCCGAGCCUCCAUAGCGUGGGCCAAAACAUCAUUAUUGGCGGCCUCGUCUUUCAGAUUAUUGUCUUUGGAGUUUUCUGUGCCGUCGCACUUUCUUUCCAUCUUCGCUUCACCCGCCACGGGCUCGUCAACUGUUAUCUUGGGAUUCCCUGGCAGGCGGUCCUUGUCAUGCUUUACGCGACCUCUGGGCUGAUUACGGUGCGAAACCUGUUUCGAACGAUCGAAUACGCCAUGGGCCAGGAGGGGUAUCUUCUCACCCACGAGUGGUGCGUCUACGUUUUUGACGCGACGCUCAUGUUCCUGGCCGUGGUUUUCUUUGCUUAUAAAUACCCGAACAUACUUUAUCCCAAGAAACAAUCGGGCAUGGCGAUGGAGAUGUUGACUUCUGAGGACCGAUCGAGGGGGGAUGACGGCAAGUCAUCGGUUUAA